Messenger RNA from Cryptococcus wingfieldii CBS 7118, 1017 nucleotides. RefSeq names its product signal recognition particle receptor subunit beta. The transcript is spliced from 4 exons. The coding region runs from base 1 to 1017 and encodes 338 amino acids. The record is from RefSeq and is a predicted model, not a curated record. NCBI's taxonomy places the organism in Eukaryota, Fungi, Basidiomycota, Tremellomycetes, Tremellales, Cryptococcaceae.
AUGGUGCAGGUCAACUCCCCAACAGACCAUGGGCCCAUACCCCCCACAGCUCCAGGGCAGGUCCAACCCGAAGUCGCCCCCCUCUCUGCUCUCCUCGCCCAUCCGCUCUUGCAAGAUCCCAAGUUUGUUGCCGCUGCUGGCGGUCUGGCGUUGAUUGUCUUGCUAUUCGCUAUUCUGAGACCGGGCAAGAAGGGUGCUAGGCGGAAUGGACCUGCGACGGUACUCUUGGUCGGGCCUGCAGACGGGGGCAAGACUAGCCUCUUUACAAAGCUUGCAUUCAACACCCACCUUCCGACCCACACUUCCAUCAUCUCCUCCUCCUCCACCUUCUCCCUCUCAUCCCCCUUCUCGGACGAUGGCCAGUCGAAACAAGUCCGGCUUGUAGACUUGCCAGGACACCCCAGGCUUCGAGACGAAGUGAAAAAGUACGAGGCGGAAGCGGCAGCGGUGGUUUUUGUGGUGGAUAUCCAGGGAGUGAUCAGGAAUGGUCCUGGCGUUGCCGAGCAACUCCCCCCGAUCCUCGCAUCACUCGCUUCUCUCUCAACCCACCUCCCUCCCUCCGCCCCUCCCCCAAAACUCCUCAUCCUCGCCCACAAAAGCGAUCUCCUCAUCCGCCCCGCCCCCACCACAUCCCUCUCUCCCCCCGACAUCCCCGAGACAUCUCUCAAAACCGGCACCGACAGACUUAAAUCCAUCCUCACCCGCGAGAUGGACCGCCUCAAGUCUACGCGCGCUUCCACCGGGGGCAGGAUCGAAGGAAUGAGUAAAGUGGCUGGUUCUUCCACUGGCUUUUUCGCGCGGAUCUUUGGUUCUGGUGGGGGUGGGGGCGGGGCGGAGGGGGAAGGGGAGGAAGACGACGAGUCGUUGGUGUGGGGUGGGAAGGGGCCGUUCAGGUGGGAGGAUGUGGAGGGGGUGGAGGUCGAGUGGGCUGCGAGUGGGCUGGGGGUGCGGAAGGAGGGAGAUGUGUCGGAAGGGAAUGGGCUUGAUGAGUUGAAGGCGUUCUUGUGGGAUAUCUAG